CCAUCGUAACCACCACUUCCAGCCAUGAUCGCCAUCCUCUUAACCGUCCUGGCGCUGGCCUCUGCGGCCUUCGGUUGUGGUGUCCCGACCUACAAACCCAACGUGUCCAGAGUCGUUGGAGGGGACAAUGCCCGGCAAAACAGCUGGCCCUGGCAGGUGUCUCUCCAGUAUUCCUCCAGCGGGUCAUGGCGGCACACCUGCGGAGGGACGCUCAUUGCCAACAACUGGGUCAUGACGGCGGCCCAUUGCAUCAGUUCAUCCCGCACCUAUCGGGUUUACCUUGGGAAAUACAACCUCGCAGCCAGCGAGUCCGGAUCGGUGGCCAUUUCCCCCGAAAAAAUCAUUGUUCACUCCAAGUGGGACUCCAGCAGCGUUUCCAAAGGGAAUGAUAUCGCCCUCAUCAAGCUCUCCAAAGCGGUCACUCUGAGCGACAAGAUCCAGCCGGCCUGCCUCCCAAAAGCCAACAGCAUUUUGGCUCAAAACACGGUCUGCUACGUGACCGGAUGGGGCCGGCUGCAGACGAACGGCGCCUUGCCGGACAUCCUGCAGCAGGGCCGCCUCUUGGUGGUGGGCCACGCCACUUGCACGCAGUCCAGCUGGUGGGGCAGCACCGUCAAGGACAACAUGGUCUGCGCCGGAGGAGACGGAAAGAUCUCCAGCUGCAAUGUGAGUCCCGUCCUGAUGCCUCUGUGUUGACUUAUCUUGGGAUCU
Messenger RNA from Anolis sagrei ordinatus, 711 nucleotides. Lineage: Eukaryota; Metazoa; Chordata; Lepidosauria; Squamata; Anolidae. The record is from RefSeq and is a predicted model, not a curated record.